This is a messenger RNA of Anguilla rostrata (American eel), 14361 nucleotides long. RefSeq names its product Fraser extracellular matrix complex subunit 1 (gene fras1). Gene Ontology annotation, cellular component: membrane. The coding region runs from base 829 to 12855 and encodes 4008 amino acids. The record is from RefSeq and is a predicted model, not a curated record. Gene Ontology annotation, molecular function: protein binding. Gene Ontology annotation, biological process: anatomical structure morphogenesis; cell communication. The transcript has 74 exons. Lineage: Eukaryota; Metazoa; Chordata; Actinopteri; Anguilliformes; Anguillidae.
UUUAAAUGCAUUUUAAAGAAAACAUUAUUUUUCUUCUGUUCUUCAGAAUUGUAUCGAGCCGUGCCAUUGCAGCUGCCCUAGAAUGUUUCUGUUGUCCUUUUUUCCCCCCGUAGCUUAUUCAAAGUGUAGGUAGGCUAUAGCUUGGAGGCACGAAUGUGGGCCAUUGCAAUUGGUAACCCACAGUUGGAUCCGUCCAGACAUGACUUUGUGAAUGAGUGAAGUGCUAGUCGCUUUGAAGAAGAGCUGUAAAGCACAGCUUUGCUUUAUCUACAGGAAAGGGGAUAGCUAUAGCUGCAUCAGAAGUUUGCGCUAGAAUCACUCCUACCGUGAUGUGUGUGGGGGGCGUUCUUUGGAGUUAAGCAGACCGGUAGCAAGGCUUCGGUAGUUUACAGCUAUAUUUUAUUCCGCAGCUCGCUAGGCUGCCGCAACGCAACAGUCGCAAGUGGACGGCGCUUGAACUGCACUUAUUACAACAAACAACUGAUCCUGGGUCAUGCAAUUUGACUUUAAAAACUACACUUUUUGUCCCGGAGAAAUGUGUCCAGCUUUGGAGCUCCGUUGACUGCGAACAGUUGGACUGCAUUCUGGAAAUAAGGCACCGUGCAGAGCGGAUACUACCUGCAGUCCUCGCGAUUAAUUGAACAGUUUUAUUAUCUUCUCUGUCUUCAUAACAAACAUUACAUCACGAUACCCGCAGUUUCUGGCGUAUUAUGCUACCUGUGUAAUUUAACAAUGACUGGUAUGAAUUGCAGUUCACCUUUACUAUAGAAAACGAGUUUACUUUUGCUCCGCUGGAAGUAUUUCGUAGCAUAUAUUUCAGGCAACACUAUGGGCUUUACUAUAUGGAUAAUUUUUGUGGCUUUGAUCGGAGUUGCCACCAUCCCUCUACAAACUGACGGAGCAUGCCUCUAUCAGGGUUCCCUGUUUGCGAAUAAAACAUCGUGGAAGCCUGACUCCUGCCAAGACUGCGUCUGCCUCAGUGACAUUGUGAUCUGCAAAAACUCCCACUGCCAAAACCCCCAGUGUGACUUCCAGAAGGGGGAACGGUUGAGAAUACCUCCUAACAAAUGCUGUCCCGAGUGUUAUCCGCCAUCCCAGGGCUCUUGUCAGCACGACGGGGCCGUGUACGGGCACGACAGCCAGUGGAGCAGCUCCGAGUGCUCCGUCUGCUCCUGCUCUCACGGGAAAGUGUCCUGCGGGCACCGGGCCUGCCCCGCCCUCCAGUGCAGGAGGGGCGAGAGCAGCUUCACCCCGCCCGGAGAGUGCUGCCCCAAGUGUGUGCGUGACGGAGCAGCGUCCUGUUCUUCGGAAGGUCAGGAGUACCGGGACGGGGAGGAGUGGCGGCCGACGCCCUGCACCAAGUGUGUGUGCGACGGCGGGGAGACCCAGUGCUCUGCAGCCGAAUGCCAGCCCGUCGCCUGCCAGCCUCGGGAGAACCUUGUGAUCUACCCCGGAACGUGCUGCCCGCAGUGUGUGCCGAACCCGUGCUUGGUGGCGGGGAAGGAGUACAAGCAUGGUGAACAGUGGCAGAAGGACAGCUGCACCACUUGCCUGUGUGACCAGGGGCAGACCCGCUGCCACGCCCAACCCUGUCCCCCCCUCACCUGUGAGAAGGGCCAGAGGAAGGUGAAGAAGGAGGGGCAGUGCUGCGAGGAGUGCGUGGCCCCCAAGGGGACCUGCCAUUACCAGAGCACCGUGCGUUACCAUGGCGAAAUGUGGAACGGCACGGGCUGCGAGUUCUGCAUGUGCGAGAGGGGGCAGGUCCUGUGCCAGAGGGCGGAGUGUGCCAGAGUGGAGUGCUCGUGGGGAGAAGAAUUGGUUCACCUACCGGGGAAGUGCUGUCCUGAAUGUAUGUCCAUGAGUAGUUUCUGCGUGUUCCGGGAGCAAGCCAAAGGGGGACCGCAGACAGAUCUGACUGGCCAGAAACAUCUUGCUAACCUGGAGACCUGGCAGGAGGGGCCGUGCAGACAGUGUGAGUGUCGGGACUCCCGGGUGACCUGUUACCAGCGCUCCUGCCCCACCUGCCCCGUGGGCACCCUGGCCGUGCCCGUGGAGGGGAAGUGCUGCCCCGAAUGCCACCAGGUUCACUGUCACCCUGACUGUCUGACGUGUUCUCGAACCCCGGACCACUGCGACAGCUGUAAGGACCCCCAGUCCUUGCUCCUGGAUGGCCGCUGCAUGCAGACAUGCCCCCGGGGGUAUUACCCCGACGGCAGAGUGUGCACAGCCUGCCUGGACUCCUGCUCCACCUGCGUAAACGGCUUCGAGUGCGCGUCCUGUGCCCGCUCCUUCCUGAUGAGCAACCGACAGUGCGUGCCCGAGUGUGGGCGGGGCUUCUUCCAGGAUAACCAGCACUGCCAGCGUUGCCACGACGAUUGCUCGGUGUGCCAUGGGCCUGGGCAGCAGGACUGCCAGUCAUGCUCUGACCCCUCCCUCCUGCUCAAAGCCGGACUUUGUGUUCCGGAAUGUGGCCCGGGCUUCUACGCCAGAGAGGACACCUGUCACGCUUGCGAUGAAUCCUGCUUGACCUGUUACUCCGACAACCCCAGUUGCGUGACGUGCCCACUGGACUCCGCACUGCAUCAUGGGAAAUGUGUCCCUCACUGCCCAGAGCAGCAUUACAGGGACAGUAAUGGCAGAUGCAGGGCCUGCCACAGCUCCUGCGUGGCCUGCUCGGGCCCCUUGGUAUCCCAGUGCACCCUCUGUCCCGGGACGUUCGCCCUGUACCACGGACAGUGUCUGGACAGCUGCGGACAGGGUCAAUACCCCCAUGAGGGGGCCUGUAAAAGCUGCCACCCGUCCUGCCGGUCCUGCGUCGGGCCCAAACACUCAGACUGCCUGCGCUGCCGGAAGCCGGAGGAGGCGCUGCACCCUCAGAGCGGUCGCCUGGCGCACGGCGUCUGCGUCUCCGCCUGCAAGGCCCGCUCCUACCCGGACCCCGACCGCGUCUGCCGAGAGUGCGACGCCUCUUGCUCGCAGUGCGCCGGGGGGAGCGCCUUCAACUGCACCGCCUGCGCCGCCCCGAACCUCCUGCACCGGGGGCGGUGUCUGCAGAGGUGUCCCCACGGUUUCCACGGCCAGGACGGCACAUGUUCCGCCUGCCACCCCUCCUGCAGGGACUGCUCAGGCCCCUCGGAGGCGGACUGCUCGGCCUGUUUGCCCCACGCCAGCCUGAUUGACGGAUACUGCAGAACCAGCUGCCCUGAGGGGCAGUACCUAAACUCUGAGGGACACUGUGCUGAUUGCCAUGGAGACUGCCAGCGCUGCGUGGCCCAGGUUGACCCGCAGGCCGACAGGAGCGUGUGCCUGUGGUGUAAGAGCCAGAGGAGCCUGCUCCUGGACGACCGCUGUGUCGCUCACUGUCCGGCUGGGUCCUACAGUCAGCAGGGAGCCUGCCGCAAGUGCCACCCGUCCUGUGAGAGCUGCAGAGGGGAGGGGCCUCUGUCCUGCACCUCUUGCCCCGCCCCCUCGGUCCUGUCCCCCUCCGGCCUGUGCGUCCCGCGAUGCCAGCAAGGAUACUACGCCGACGGAGGCCGUGUGUGUCAGGCCUGCGACGGCCAGUGUCUGACGUGCGACACGGCGGGGGUGUGCGCGUCCUGCCGCGACCCCGCUAAGGUUCUGCUCUUCGGCGAGUGCCAGUACGAGACCUGCGCCCACCAGUACUACCUCAACGUCACCACCCGCGCGUGCAGAGAGUGCGACUGGAGCUGCAACGCAUGCAGGGGUCCGCUGCGCACUGACUGCCUCCAGUGCAUGGAGGGAUAUGUCCUCCAGGACAGCGUCUGUGUCCAUGGCUGCUCCGUGGGGUCCUUCCAGGAUGGAGACAGCUGUCUGAGUUGUGAUGCCCACUGUGAGCAAUGCCAGGGACCAGGCCGCUGCAGAAAGUGCCAGACACCCUAUGCCCUGCUCCAGGGACAGUGCGUCGAGGAAUGCGGCCAGCGCCACUUUCUAGAUUCUUCUACAUGGCAGUGUGCUGCAUGCCCUGCUCACUGCGUGCAGUGUGACGGGGCCCAGGACUGCACUCUGUGCAGUGAGAACGCCUUCCUGAAGAACGGGCUCUGCGCAGCCGACUGCGGCCACGGUUUCUACGCCGACACCAGGACCAGAACCUGCAAAGCGAACAGCCACGCCCCUUCCUUGCACGUGAACAGCUCCCUGCUGGUGAAGGUGGGCGGGACCAGGCCCCUGGACCUGUCCUUCAUGACGGCCCAGGACCCGGACGGCUCCGCGGAGGACCUGGUCUUCCAGCUGGUCCAGCCCCCCAGCAACGGCAGGCUGCUUCGCCUGGCCAACGGGAGAGAGGCGGGCCUGAGCAAGGAGGACACCUUCACCUUCGCCGAGCUGCGGGGCGGAGCCAUCCGCUUCGCCCACGCCAAGGAGAAAUCAAAGACCGGGCGUUUCACCCUGCGGGUCAGCGAUCAGCAGCUCUUCUCCCAGCCGGAGGCCGUUAACGUCCAGGCCGUGUCCCUGCAGGCCCCCUACGUCCUCACCAAUCGACCCAUGCUCAUUAGCAGAGGGGAGGCGGCGACCGUCAAGGGGGAGACGCUGAGGAUCGAGGACGACGACAACCCGCAGGACGUGCUGGUCAUGGUGCUGGACCCGCCCCGGCACGGCCGGUUGACGCGUCUCCGUAGCGACCAGCCGCUGAUGCAGUUCAAGCUGGAGGAGCUGGCGCAGGAGCAGGUGCGGUACGUCCACGACGGCUCCGACCGGCCCCACGACCAGAUCCUGCUGCAGGUCAACGAUGGGCACAGCUACCAGAAUCUUCUCUUCCACAUCCAUGUGGCCCAGAAGGAUGAGAACUCUCCGCACUUGCUGUCCCGGCCCAUGGCCUGGGUAAGGGAGGGAGGCAUGGUCCAAAUCACUAAGAAAUACCUGAAAGCUGAGUACAAAGGCUCCAGCGACUCUCAGAUCCACUACAACAUCGUCCCAUCCAAAGAACAGCCGAGAUAUGGUGAGGUGGUGCUCCUGGUGCCAAUGCCAGCCGACGGACCGGUGGACGGGUGGCAGCGCCUGCCGGACGGGCGGGCCGCCACGCCCACCUCCUCCUUCACCCAGCAGGACGUGAACGAGGGCGUCGUCUGGUACCGGCACUCUGGUGCGGGGGAGCCCAGCGAUACCUUUCAGUUUAAGAUGUCGAGCGAGGGGUCCGUGGACACGCUCAGCGACGCCCAGACCUUCAUGAUCGGCGUCAUGCCGCAGACUCCGGGGUUCCCUCAGCUCUCCCCCGAUUCCGACCUCCAGAUCACGGCUCUGGAAGAUAGCAUAACAGUGAUAACGCCCUCCGCUCUCUCCUUCAUGGACUCAGAGACGCCCAGCGAGAAGCUUGUCUACAACAUCACCAAACCCUUAGCCCCGGGACAAGGUGCCCUUGAACACCAGGAGAGGCCCUAUGUUCCUUUGAGCUUCUUCACCCAAGCGGACGUCAACAACAGAAACAUCAUCUACCGGCCGCCCCUGGCCCCGGCUCAUCUUCAGGAGCUGUAUCAGUACUCAUUCACCGGUCUACCUGAGUCGGUGAACUUCUAUUUCACAGUGUCAGACGGCGAGCACACAACUCCAGAGAUGGACUUUGCCAUCCACCUGCUGGCCAAUCAUCAGCAGCCCCCAGUUUUCCAGGUCCUGGACCCUGUGCUGGAGGUUAGCCUUGGGGGCAGGGCCCCUGUAGGUGGUCAGCAGCUUGCAGUCACUGAUGCAGACACGGCCCCUGACGAGCUGGAGUUCGAGGUGGUGGAGGCCCCGGUCCACGGGACCCUCCUGAAAGUCAGCGGCUUCGGUGGAGAGAUCGAGAUGGUGAAUGGCGACACCUUCUCCUUCAGUGACAUCACCCGGAACAUCCUGCAGUACGAGCACAACGGGGAUUCGAUGGAUGAGGACUCCAUGACCUUCUCUGUGACCGACGGCAUCUCCAUGACGACCGCCACUGUGCAAGUGGUGGUGGCGGGGACCGAGGGAGAUGGCCCCCGGCGGGACCCUAACGCCCUGCUCUCCAUGGAGGUGUCCGAAAAGAGCAGCACUGUCAUCAAGCGCACGCAUCUGGCCUAUGUGGAUGACAACACCCCGGAUGAGAAGAUCCGAAUCCAGCUGGUGUCUGUGCCCAUGUAUGGCAUUCUGACCCGCACUAAAUCCAAGUCGGACCACGAGGAACUGACUGAGUACUCAUCCUUCACCAUGGAGGACAUCAACCGCCAAAGCAUACGGUACAUCACUUCCUUUGAAACGGGGAGCCAGCCAGUCACGGACAUCUUCCAUUUCAUCGUCUAUGACGGGGAGAACAAUCGCCUUGACAACCAGAUGUGCACCAUCACUAUCACAUCUGUGCAAAAGCAGCCGCCUGUGGUGACAGUUCGUAGCGGCAUCAAGGUACAGGAAGGAGGGAGAGUGCAGAUCUCGGCCAAUCACAUUAUAGCAGCAGACCCAGACACUCCUAUGAAGGAGCUCCUGGUGUGGCUGAUCAGCCCGCCCAAGUACGGCUUUAUUGAGAACACAAAGCCAGGCAGGUCGACAGGUGGGGCCCGGGUCAUCAGCCCCGAUGUCCCCUUCUCCGUGGAGGACCUCACGGCCGACCAUAUCUUUUACGUCCAGAACGUCCACCAGAGGGUCGGCCACUACCAGGAUGAGUUCAGCUUCUACAUCAGCGAUGGGUCGAGCCAGACAGAGGCCUUCAAUGUCAACAUUGACAUCCAGGGAAAGCAAGAAAAAUUCCCCAUAAUUUCCGUCAACAACAUCCACGUGGAGGAGAACUCGGGCGUGGUCAUCACCAACUCCUCUCUGGCCGUGCUGGACCACGACACUCCCGAGAACGAGAUCGUCCUGACUGUCACCAAGAAGCCGUCCUACGGAAAACUGCGGAGGCGCCAGUUCUACUCUCAGCCCCUGGAGAACGGGCGCGUCCUGGCCCAGGGGUCCACCUUCACCUACCAGGACGUCCUGGACGAGCUGCUGGUGUACACGCCGGACAGCCUGAGCGUGGGGACGGACGAGGUGCGCUUCUCCGUGACGGACGGGGUGCACACAGAGACGGGGCGGCUGGAGUUCACCAUGGACACCAAGAAGAGCGAGGGCCCGCGGCUCACCAUCAACAGAGGCCUCCAGCUCGCCGCAGGGUCCACAUCUAAAAUCACCGACCAGAAUCUUAAAGGGACGGACAUGGACUCGGACAACUCGAAGCUGCGAUAUGUCAUGACCAAAGACCCCUCCGUGGGGAGACUCCAGAUGUCCAAGGGCAGAGACAUGGUCCAGAUCUCCAUUAAAGGGCCUGUAAAGAGCUUCACACAGGACGACAUCAACAAAGGGUUUGUGGAAUACCAACAUGAGAAGGGAGAGAAAGGAGGCAGCUUUCCGUUUAAGUUCAACCUUGUGGAUCCCGAAGGAAACAAACUUAUCGACCAAUCUUUCUUCAUCAGCGUGCUCGAGGACAAGCUGCCCCCGUCGGUGGUGGUGAACAAGGGCCUGGUUCUGGAUGAGAACUCGGUGAAGAAGAUCACCACGCUCCAACUGUCUGCCACCGAUCAGGACAGCGAGCCGAGUGAACUGGUGUUCCGCAUCACCAAGCAGACCCAGCUGGGCCACCUGGAGCUCGCAGCCUCCCCCGGGACGCGGAUCAGCACUUUCACCCAGGCUGACCUGGCGUCCCGCGGCGUCCAGUACGUCCACACCAGCGAGGAGGAGAAGCACGCCGACGACUUCACCUUCGCCGUGUCCGACGGCGCAAACGAGGUCUCCCAGACUUUCUACAUCACCAUCCGCCCUGUGGACGAUUCCCUGCCGCUGCUCAAGGUUCCCGGGAUGCGGGUACAGGAAGGCGUGAGGAAGACCAUCACGGAGUUUGAGCUGAAGGCCACCGAUUUGGACACAGAGGAGGACUCGAUCACCUUCACGGUGGUGCAGGCCCCACGUCACGGCACCAUCGAGCGCACCAACAACGGCCAGCACUACCGGCAGACCAGCACCUUCACCAUGGACGACAUCUACCAGAACCGCAUCAGCUACAACCACGACGGCAGCAACUCGCUCAAGGACCGCUUCUCCUUCACCGUGGCCGACGGCACCAACAUGUUCUUCAUGGUGGAGGAGGGAGGCAAGGAGAUCGUGACCGCCGCUCCGCAGAAGUUUAAGAUUGACAUUCUUCCGGUCGAUGACGGCACUCCUCGUAUUGUCACCAACCUUGGGCUGCAGUGGCUCGAGUAUAUGGAUAAUAAGGCCACCAACCUGAUCUCGAAGAAGGAGCUUCUCACAAUGGACCCUGAUACCGACGAUGGUCAGCUGGUGUACGAGGUCACGGUCGAGCCCAAGCUCGGCUUCUUGGAAACCAAACUCAAACCUGGCACUCCUAUCACCACCUUCACACAAGCGGACAUUAAUCUGGGGCUGAUUCGCUACGUCCUCAACGAGAACAGCAUCCAGGAGACCAUGGACAACUUCAAGUUCCUUGUGAAGGACAGCAAGCCGAAUGUGGUCAGCGACAACGUGUUCCACAUCCAGUGGUCUCUCAUCAGCUUUGAACACAAGAGUUACAAUGUAAGCGAGAAGGCGGGCACCGUGGCAGUGACGGUCAAGAGGACGGGCAACCUCAACCAAUACGCCAUCGUGCUGUGCCGAACCGAACAGGGCUCCGCCACGUCCACUUCUAACGUCGGCUCCAAACCGGGGCAGCAGGACUAUGUGGAGUACGCUGGACAGGUGCAGUUUGACGAGCGAGAGGACACCAAGGUGUGCACCAUCGUCAUCAACGACGACCAGGUGUUCGAGGACAUUGAGAGCUUCAACGUGGAGCUGAGCAUGCCCGUCUACGCUCUGCUGGGCCAGGUGACCCGAGCCAAGGUCUACAUCAACGACACCGAGGACGAGCCCACCCUGCAGUUCGACAAGAAGACCUACCACGUCAACGAGAGCACCGGCUUCAUCUUCGCCCCCAUCGAGAGGAAGGGUGACACCAGCAGCACGGUGUCGGCCCUCUGCUACACGGUGCCCAAGUCGGCGCAGGGCAGCAGCCUCCACGCCCUGGAGUCGGGCUCCGACUACAAGUCGCGCGGGAUGAGCGGCGAGAACCGCGUGGUCUUCGGGCCGGGCGUCAGCAUGUCCACCUGCGACGUCAAGCUCAUCGACGACAGCGAGUACGAGCUCUCCGAGGAGUUCGAGCUGGUGCUGUCGGACGCCUCGGACAACGCCCGCAUCGGGCCCGUCACCGUGGCCAAGGUGGUGAUCGACGGCCCCAACGAUGCAUCCACCGUGUUCCUGAGCAACGCCACGUUCACGUUCAGCGAGGAUGCAGGCACCAUUGAGAUUCCGGUCCGCCGUCACGGCAGCGACCUCUCCUCCGUCACCUCGGUGUGGUGCGCCACCCGACCUUCCGACCCCCCCUCGGCCACGCCCGGCGUGGACUACAUCCCCAGCUCCAAGAAGAUUGAGUUCAAGCCUGGAAAGACCGAGGAGACCUGCAGCCUGACGAUAAUGGAUGAUAUUCAGAACCCCACCAUCGAAGGGGCGGAGUCCUUUGUGGUCUUUCUGAGCUCUGCGCAGGGGGCGGUGCUUACAGAACCGUUCGAGGCGUCUGUCAUCAUCACAGACACCUUCCAGGACAUUCCCAGCAUGCAGUUCGAGAAGGUGGUCUACACGGUGAAAGAGAAGGCCGGCGUCCUGCACAUUCCCAUCAUCCGCACGGGAGACCUGACCUUCAAGUCCUCGGUCAGGUGCUACACGCGGACCAUGUCGGCCAUGGUGAUGGACGAUUUCGAGGAGAGGAGGAACUCGGACGACUCGCUCAUCACCUUCCACAAGGGGGAAAAGGUGAAGAACUGCACUGUUCACGUAAACGACGACUCGGUGUUCGAACCCGAGGAGGAGUUCCAGGUGCACCUCGGGACCCCCCUGGGGGACCACUGGAGUGGGGCCAUGGUGGGAGUCAACGACAUCGCCACCAUCACCAUCACCAAUGACGAAGAUGCACCCACCAUUGAGUUUGAGCAGGCCACAUACCAAGUGAGGGAGCCCCCAGGCCCGGACGGCAUUGAGGUGCUCAACAUCAAGGUCAUCCGCCGGGGGGACCAGGACCGGACCUCCAAAAUCCGCUGUAGCACCAGAGACGGCUCGGCCCAGUCCGGCGUGGACUACAAUCCUAACAGCCGGGUGCUCAAAUUCAACCCCGGCAUGGACCACAUACUUUUCAAAGUGGAGAUUCUGUCCAAUGAGGACCGUGAGUGGCACGAGUCUUUCUCAUUGGUCCUCGGCCCCGAUGACCCGGUGGAGGCAGUGCUUGGGGAGAUCACCAUGGCGACGGUGACCAUCCUGGACCAGGAGGCUUCUGGAAGUCUUAUCCUCCCUGCCCCGCCCAUAGUGGUGUCCCUGUCUGACUACGAUUAUGUGCAAGAGGUUUCUAAGGAGGGCAGCAAGAAGUCUCCCUCUCCCGGCUACCCCCUGGUCUGCGUGACCCCGUGUGACCCGCACUACCCCAAGUCCUCUUUGAUGAGGGAACGCUGCGAAGAGGCAGGCAUCAACCAGACCUCCGUCCGCUUCAGCUGGGAGGUGGCGGCCCCCACGGACACCAGCGGAGCCCGGUCGCCCUUCGAGACGGUGACCGACACCACCCCGUACACCAGCGUCAACCACAUGGUACUGGACAGUAUCUACUUCAGCCGGCGUUUCCACGUGCGUUGCGUAGCUCAGGCACUGGACAAGGCCGGCCACCUCGGCACCCCGCUCAGGAGCAACAUCGUCACCAUCGGCACUGAGGGGUCCAUCUGCCACACCCCCGUCACCACGGGGACCGCUCGAGGCUUCCAGGCACAGUCCUUCAUCGCCACCCUCAAGUACCUGGAUGUCAAGCACAAGGAGCACCCCAACCGGAUCCACAUCUCGGUGCAGAUACCCCACCAGGAUGGCAUGCUCCCCCUGGUGUCCACAAUGCCCCUGCACAACCUGCACUUCCUGCUAUCCGAGUCCAUCUACCGCCACCAGCACGUGUGCUCCAACCUGGUCACCAUCAAAGACCUGCAGGGCAUCUCAGAAACGGGCUUCCUAGAUGACGUGUCCUACGACAGCAUCUCCCUGGGCCCCGGGUUCGACCGGCCCUACCAGUUCAACCCAAGCGUGAGGGAACCGAAGACCAUUCAGCUCUACAAGCACCUCAACCUGAAGAGCUGCAUCUGGACCUUCGACGCCUACUACGACAUGACCGAGCUGAUCGACGUGUGCGGGGGGUCCGUCACGGCCGACUUCCAGGUGCGGGACUCCGCGCAGUCCUUCCUCACGGUGCAGGUGCCCCUGUACGUGUCCUACAUCUAUGUGACAGCACCGCGGGGCUGGGCCUCCCUGGAGCACCACACUGAGAUGGAGUUCUCCUUCUUCUACGACACCGUGCUCUGGAGGACCGGCAUUCAGACUGACAGCGUUCUGUCUGCCAGACUUCAGAUUAUCAGAAUCUACAUCAGAGAGGAUGGGCGGCUAGUGAUAGAGUUCAAAACGCAUGCCAAAUUCAGAGGUCAGUUCGUCCCGGAGCAUCACACCCUCCCAGGCCAUAAGUCCCACCUGAUGGCUCCAGACCACCUUGGGGGCAUCGACUUUGACCUGCAGCUGCUGUGGAGCGCCCAAUCCUUCGACUCCCCCUACCAGCUGUGGAGGGCCACCAGCUCCUACAGCAGGAAAGACUACUCUGGAGAGUACACUGUCUUCCUCAUACCCUGCACCGUUCAGCCUACCCAGCCCUGGAUCGACCCGGGAGACAAGCCCCUCUCCUGCACAGCUCACGCCCCAGAGAAGUUCCUGGUGCCCAUCGCCUUCCAGCAGACGAACCGGCCCGUCCCCGUCGUCUACUCCUUAAACACGGAGUUCCAGCUCUGCAACAACGAGAAGGUCUUCAUGAUGGACCCAGCCAAAGCAGACAUGUCCAUGGCCGAAAUGGAUUACAAAGGGGCCUUCUCUAUGGGCCAGACGCUGUACGGCCGAGUGCUGUGGAACCCCGAGCAGAACCUGAACGCGGCCUACAGGCUCCAGCUGGAGAAGGUGUACCUGUGCACGGGGAGGGACGGAUACGUGCCCUUCUUCGACCCCACGGGCACCCUGUACAACGAGGGCCCGCAGUACGGCUGCAUCCAGCCCAACAAGCACCUGAAACACAGAUUCCUGCUGCUGGACCGGAAACAGCCGGAGGUGUGCGACAGGUACUUCCACGACGUGCCCUUCGAGGCCAGCUUUGCGUCUGACAUCCUGGAUCUGCAGUCCAUGACAGCGAUGCCUGGGGUCGACGGGUUCACCAUGAAGGUUGACGCUCUUUAUAAGGUGGAGGCCGGGCAUCAGUGGUACCUGCAGGUGAUCUACGUGAUUGGACCGGACUCGGUCUCCGGCCCCAGGAUCCAGCGCUCGCUGACCUACCAGCUGAGGAGCCGGCGGGACCUGGUGGACAGGUCGGGGCGCCUCACCCUGGACGAGUCCCUCAUCUACGACAACGAGGGCGACCAGGUGAAGAACGGCACCAACAUGAAGACGCUGAGGCUGGAGGUGGAGGCCUCGGCCACCUUCGGCCCCCAGACGGGCGCACCCAUCGGCGGCGGGGUGGCGGCCGUCACCCUGCUGGUCCUGGUCCUCCUGGCCUCCUGCUUCCUGUUCAAGAAGUGCCGACGGAAGGGGAAGAAGAAGCCGCCGAAGGACUCUGCGGAGGAGUACCCCCUCAACACCAAGGUAGAGGCGUGCCUGAGGAAUAUUGACCGGAUGGAGAAGAACAGCAAGCACUGCGCCGUCAAGAACAUCAACAUCCUCAACAAAAGUCCGGAGGUCUGCAAGGUCAAUGGGGUCAAGGUCAAGCAGGUCAACCUGGAGGUCAAACUCCACAACAACUUGAACGACGGCACAGAGGUCUAAUCAUAGAUGAGAGUUUUCUUUUGGAAAGUCACAUUUUCUAUUGUUGUUUGUAAUUAAAGGAAAAAAAGAUAUUGUUAUUGUAUUUUUAUACGACCAGAAAAAAAAGGGAAAUGUUCUGGCCAGCUAUGCAGAGUAAUCAUUUCACAACUGAGCUACCUCACAAGAACUAAGGCCUAUCACACCACUUAAACCUGAUUUUCACAUCUGAUCUGCUGUAAUUUCAACAGUUCAGACCUAGAAUCUGAGGUUUCAAAGACUACAGCCUUGUGACAUUGAUUGACUUCUGGAAAUUGUUUUCUAAGUCUACAUGAAAAUCACUGCUUUCUAAAUCUACGUGAACAUCACCAUGAUCUGCGGUAGCUCAGGCACUUUAACUUCUCUUUGCUUAGGUGAUGUUUUUUUUUUUCAGUUGUCCAGUUGCAAAUUUCAUUUCAAACUGCUGAACUACAAUGUGACCACUAUGAUUAAUGCAAGGGUUAAGCACAGAAUGAGUGUGCCAACACUUGCGGCUGGAUGAGUAGUUUGUAUAUCUACUGAAGUGCAAUUACUUGAUGAUACGCUCAUCCGUUAACCAUCAGAAACUGAAGUCCUGCAGCCAGAAAUGCAUUUUUCCACAUCACUCAUUUUAUUUACCAUGGCCACUGCUCAGAAGAGGAAUCCUGCAGUAUUGCGAAUUGUAUUUCCAAAUUCAAACUCAAACGAAUCGUCCAAGGUAUUUUUCCUUUUAAAGACGAGACAUAAAAAGCAAACACUGAUAAAGAGUGCAAGUAAUGCUCAUGACAAAAAAACAAGACAGUUUUGAUAUAACUGUGCACUUUGAAAACUACUGUAGAUUGUGUUCAUGAGUUUUCCACUGCUCAAAAAUGCUUUAUCCUGUGUCUUUUAACCACUGUAGUAGAAUAUAGUUUUUGUUUUUUUACACAUAUUACCAGUGUUUUGUACCACUAUGUGUCUUGGCAUUAUGCUUACAUUCUGUCCAAAUGACUCACAGCCUCAGUCUUGUUCUAUUGUUUCUUUUAAUUGUACAUAAUGUGUAUCAGUACAUCUUAGCAGCAACAUGCUUCUAAGAGAUCUUCCUCUUUGUGUUAUUGUGCAUUAUGUAUUAUUAUGUUACUCUCAUAUCAUCUAUUAAGACGGUGCAUUUAUUAAUUUUUUUCCCAUAGUCUGUAAGAAUGAUCAGCUUGUGUGCUGGAAGUAUUAUGGUGCUGAGCAAGAAAGCGAUGUUGUAUUUUGAACGCUGUAGGCAAUAAAACUUCAAUUCCCAUGGUUCCACAGCACUGAAUGUACUGCAGUAUUGAGUAUUACAUACAGUGGGAUUUGUUUGGCUACAGUCAAUGCUAUAUUUUUGUAAUCCAUUACAGGAUGUACCUGUCACUGAGGCAGUGGAAGGUUUGGAAGAUGCCAGUAUAUAUAUUUUUGGUGCUAACAUUCAUUGAUGUGCACAAUGCUAUAAAUUCUGAUGCCUGUAUUCCGUGCCUUUUUAGUAAUAAAAACUUGAAACACACA